Molecule: messenger RNA, 2564 nt
Organism: Ahaetulla prasina
Lineage: Eukaryota; Metazoa; Chordata; Lepidosauria; Squamata; Colubridae
Gene: TMUB1
Product: transmembrane and ubiquitin like domain containing 1
Exons: 2
Coding region: 62-772 (236 amino acids)
Molecular function (GO): protein binding
Source: RefSeq, a predicted model, not a curated record
GCCGGGGCAACCCGGAAGCGCGUCCCGGGGGCUCCCCCUGGCGGCGGCGGGCGGCGGGGCGAUGGCGCUAGUGGAGGGCGUCGGGGACGAGGUGACGGCGCUGGCGGCGCUGGUGGCGGCUCUGGGGCUGCUGGGGCUGGCCUGGUUCUCUACGCGGACAGGCGAGCGGGGGGACGGCGCCCUCCCCGCCGCCCCCGCCCGCCGGGACCAGCCCCGCCCCGCCGCCCCCCGCCCAGACCAGCCGCGCCCGCGCCCCAGGGACGGCGGAGGGGCCCGGGAGGGGGAGGAAGGGGAGGAGGAGGAGGAGGAGGGGGGCUCGGGGUCCCCCUUCGUGCUGCGGCUCAAGUUCCUGAACGAGACGGAGCGGCUGGCCAGGGUCCGCCCCAGGGACACGGUGGGCGCCCUCAAGAGGCUCUACUUCCCAGGCCAGGAGCAGCUGGUCCGCCUCAUCUACCAGGGCCAGCUCCUCAGGGACGACGCCCAGACUUUGGCCGCCCUGCACCUCACCAACAACAGCGUGCUCCACUGCCACGUUGCCCAGCACCGGCCUCCGCCAGUCGCUGCCAAUGCCGGCCCCCGGAACGACGCCGAAGCAGCCCACGCCGCCCUGAACGUGGGCAGCCUGAUGAUGCCCCUCCUGGUGCUGAUGCUGGCUGCCCUAUGGUACUUCCAGCUGCAGCACCGCCACGUCUUCACUGCCACAGCCACAACCUGCCUGGCCGGCCUCACCCUGGUCUUCAGCUUCGUGGCCUUUGCCGUCUACCGCAGAUGACGCCGGUGGACGCCCACUCUGUGCCCAGACUCGGGGACGUCCGUUGGGGGACUGGGUGCCGUUGCGGGACUCGGGGACACCAGAUCUCGUUGGGGGGAUGCGCCUGGGCUCUGAGCCCUAGUGGGGGUUGGUGAGGACAUGUCUGGGCAUCUCCUUGCCAACCUAAGCAGUGGGUUGGACUGGAUGACCUCCAAGGUCCCUUCCAACUCUGUUAUUCUAUUCUAUUCUAUUCUAACUGCCGGUUAUUGUUUUUCCAUUAAAGCUGUGAAGGAAAAAGGGAACACACCGUCUCCAUGGUGGGUGCCGGGUGGGGGGGGAAGAGAGGGAGGGCUUCUGGUUGGGCCCUACCACCUCCCCAAACAAGGGGGCAAGGGUUCACCCCAACGACUGCUGCUUGGGGGACAGGAGGAAUCGGGGCGCUCCUUUGGUGGCCUCUGGAGCCUCUUUAGGGGGAGCGGGCUGCAGUCCCUCCCUGGACCCCCCCUCUCAUCCUCCCUUCUCCUCCCCAGAAGUUUGGAGCCCCUGGACUUGUUUUGGGGUGCAAUUCAGUGGGAGGAGAAUACAGGCAGUCCCCAACUUACAACAGUGCAUUUAGCAACUGUUCCAAACUCCGAUGGCUCUGUGAAAAAAGUGGGACUUGGGACCGUUUCUCAGCCUUAGGACCUUUGCAACCUCCCCAUGCUUGGUGGCUAAUUCGGAUUGAUGACCGUCACGGUCCCCAGGAUGUUGCAAAACGGGGCUAAGCUCCCUUAACAAAUCUUUCAUUUAGCAAAAUAAAUGUUGGGGUCAAUUGUGGCCGUAACUCAAGGACAAUCUGUAUUAAACUCAGCCUUCCUGGCUUUUUUCCUCCUCUUCCUUCCUUCCUUUUUCUCUUGCUUCCUUAUUCCAUCCCUCAAUUCUUUCUUUUGUUCUUUCUCUCGUUCUUUUUCUUCCUUUUUCUCUUUCUUUCUCCUUCCUUCUUUUUUUCUCUCUCUCUUGCUUCCUUCUUCCAUCCCUCAGUUCUUUCAUUUUCUUUCUCUUUCUUGUUCUCUUUCUCUUGCUUUCUCUCUUUCCAUCCUUCCUUCCUUCCUUUUUCUCCUAUCCUCCUCUCUCUCUCUCUCUCUCUCUCUCUCUCUCUCCUCCCCAUAGCUCUGUUACCCUUCAUCUGGUAAAUAUUCUUACACUGGGGAUUUCUAGGGGCUAAUUCCCUUCCUUCAGCCCAGGAAAUCUUUAAAGAGGCCUGACAACCACAAUAGGGACCAGGGGAUUUGUCAUUAAGUGAGACAUCAUGCAAACAGGACUUGAGACACCCCCCACCCCUCUUGUUGGCUUCCCUGGUUCCUUGGCUGGUCAGAACUUGGCUUGGAAGGUUGCCAACGCUGCGGACUCACGGAUGCUGUGGCCAUCCUCACUGUGCAACCGCUAAAUCGCAAUCCUGUGUCCGCUGCGUCGGCCAUAAGUGCAAGGAUCGGUCACAAGUCACUUUUUGGCCCAUAAUGGUCACUAAAUGGAUGCUUGCCUGUCAAUUGAAGUCAAAUUGCUCAGGGCACGUAAGGGCGGAAACCCGGUGUGGGUCUCCCCCAACCCGCCCCUUCUCUCCCAAUCUUGGUGUUUUGAUUGCUCCUCCCCCCCAAAUGCUAACUUGCAAAAAAAAUAAAAAAUCUUGGAAAUAGGUUUUUUUGCGAAAUAAAGGAAGCCAGUAGACAUCUGAAUGUAGAUUGGUUUUCCAUAAAAUUGGACGCUUUGGCAGUUUGGCUGGUAGAAAUCGCAGUGUGUUGCAUUCUUUUUAUUAUUAUUAUUAUUAUUAUUACUA